AUGUUUUUUAGAUACGUUAAGCCUAAAAGCAUUGAAGAACUUCGAUUGGAAAUGCCUAUAACUUCUAAACAAAUUGAAGAAGAAAUACUUAAACAACAAAAUUUACUUGAAUAUUUGCACGAACACAUACAACAAAUGCGACAACAUUCAAAUCAACAAGUUUUAUUAAAACAAAAAGAAGACGAAAUGUGGGCUGUUCAAACAGGCAUAACUGUACUUAAAAGAAAAUUAAAAAAUUUGACAGAAGUAGAAGGGUCUAUUCCUAAAGAAGUUUGUUCUAAAGAAGAAAAAAUUGAAGAAAAAAAUAAUUUUAAUGAAGAAAAAAAAUUUUGUAAAGAAGAAGACGAAGAAGAAAUUGAUGAAACAAAUGCUAAACUUUUAGAAAAACAAUUAAUUGCUUCAAAAUUGUCACUUUCAAAUGAAAUUGGUGAUGAAAAGAAAGCUAUAGUUCGGUUAUUGUCUGAGUUGCGUGAGAUUUUGCAGUUGAGGAAUAAAUUACCAGAAUCUGAACAAAACUUGUUAACAGAGUCGCAAAAGGCAACAAACAAUUUAUCGCAACAACGACCAUUAAAAUAUAUUGUUCCCAACAACAACAAUAAACAACAUGUUGGAAGCCAAACAAACAAGGAACAAAGAAAUGGAGAAAAAGACGAUAAUACUGAUUGGGAACAACUUUGUGCAGAAGAGGAGAGGAAAAAUGCUGAAUUGUUAGCCGAACUUAUUCGUUAUAGGCGUAUUUGCUCUCAGCUCCGAUCACGAUUAGAAUAUGUCACAUUACUAGUAAAUUUAGAGAAAAAUAACCAACAUCCAACAAAAUUAAUAAAUGAUUUCGAAAAUAAUAGCUCACAAACUGAAGAUUCCACAAAUUUACUUAUUACAAGAUUCUAAUUUAAAAAAAAAUUUUUUUUUCCCAAAAUAAUUUUAUUUUUAAUAAUAUUUAAAGUUCUGAAAAAUUUAAAUUGCAUCCCUACUUAUCGAAAAAAAAUUUUUCUGACAUUUUUCUGCCUCUUUAUCCCUCCAUUUUAUAUUACAUUCUUAAAACUUUUUUUUGCUUUUAUUCGAAUUAUUUUAAACAUAUUCCUCUUUUAUUUUUUUAUUUCGAAAUUUG
Molecule: messenger RNA, 1108 nt
Organism: Meloidogyne enterolobii
Lineage: Eukaryota; Metazoa; Nematoda; Chromadorea; Rhabditida; Meloidogynidae
Source: the annotation of a GenBank genome assembly